AUGAAUUUUCGAUUUGCAAUUCUGCUUGCCAGCUGUGCUUUCACCUUUACCGCUGGGCGGGUAUGUAACAACAAGCAAAUUAUCGAUACCAAACCUUUUACUCUGGGUUCCGGGGAAGUGAUUCAGAUACAAAGGUUCAACUGCUCCUCGGACACAGCCACACCGAUAAGACACUCUAAGAAAGUGGUCAAGCGAGAUACAUUCGAUUUGAACAUCCGUGCAGCGUCUGAAUGUACUGAGCCUAAUUGCUUCUGUGGUGUACCUUUGAGCCAACCGAUACAAAGCGCCCAUUGUACCCAACUAGCUGCCCAACUCUCAAAUACACAGGGAACAAUCACAAUCCCAGAAAACGAAGGGAUUGGAUUUAUCCUUCAAAGUUGUGAAUACACUAUUUCGGGCUCUGAGACUGCACAAACGCAAUAUUGCUUUGAUGACCUGGGGGCGGCUGUCACCGAGCUUUUUGCGGUGUGCGGUCCCCAGCAGGCUGAUUGCAAAGCAACUUCAGGCGGCUUAAAUAUUUUCGUCGAGUUAACGUUAGCCAAUGCCUUUGUUUUAAAUCCAAGAAUAUAA
Molecule: messenger RNA, 570 nt
Organism: Psilocybe cubensis
Lineage: Eukaryota; Fungi; Basidiomycota; Agaricomycetes; Agaricales; Agrocybaceae
Exons: 6
Coding region: 1-570 (189 amino acids)
Source: RefSeq, a predicted model, not a curated record